AUGCGCAUAGCUUGGAAUGCCUGUGGUCUAAAUGUCCAGCUAGAUCGUCUCCAGCAGCAAAUCAGCCCAUCGGAACAGCGCCUCGAAGCCACCGAAGCGCCGGGUUCCCAUGUCAAUAAGCUCCAGGAUGUGAUCAAUUCAAUUUCUAUUACCUCAAAAACACAGUCCCUUCUACCAGCAGCUCGGUUGGUGGAAGUGCUAUCAGACCCGGCCCUUGCAAAUCACCCCACCGGCGAUUCCUUAAUUACCUCCGACAAGGAUGCCUCCAACUACCUCUGGCUAGCGGCGGCCAAAGCCGCGGUCCAGACGUCGGGUCUAGCAAUGAAUUCCCUACUGGACCACACGCUUCAGCUUCAAGAGGAGAUCUAUUAUUGGGACGAGGUGCUAGCCUCCAAAUGGCUCAGUGGUGUGUACACGGCACAGACUUCUCCCACCCGACUGUGGCACUGGUCAGUAGAUGUGUAUACUACACAUCGUGCUCGGGAAGCCUCUUCAGCUACUAUUACAAGAUCAGUAGCUGCAGGCUGGGCCCAAUUUUAUCAAAUCGCCCGACAAAGUUUACGAGAAUGUCCCAAUGUGCGCAGCUGGUCGCUACCCAUCAGAUCUUGUCGUCUAGAGAUCCGCCAGAAGAGAGACCAUCUGGCGGCCAUUAGAGAUCUCCAUACCAGUAGCCUUGGGCUCCUGAUGGAAGCUUGGUAUGCAUUUCAGACCGAGGAUUUUGCAGUCCAGACCAGUGCUUCAUCACAGCAAUGGCAGACCAGUGUAGCUAAAACAGUGCACCUGACCGAAGCUAUCCUUCAACAUGUGGUCAAUCAAUCUAGUACCGCAAUUUUCGAACAAUCCGUCUUCCAGGCCGUUGAAGUGGACACGGCCCGCGUGCAGUCGCAAUCUGAUUCUCCACUGCCUACUCAACAGCCAAAGGAUUUGAUUCAAUCUCUCCUUCGUGUCCUUCGAGACCAGAUACCUACUCACACUGCCGCUGUAUAUACCUCCAUGGAUAACCAUGGGCGUCCUUCGAGGCUCGUACGAUACUGGAUCCCUCUCUCAGUGGCUUUACUCUCAGGUAGCUUCUCUUUGAACAUUAUCUCUCGACGUCGGGAUGAUAUCAUCCAAUGGGUCAUGAAUAUCGGCUCCACUAUCAUGGAUUUCGGAAGCAACUGGGUGGUGGAACCCAUUCACAAGCUCGUUGGGACAAUCAGACACGACGAGAAGAGCGAAAUUGCCAUCAUGAGUAAGAACAGUUUGGAGGCUGAGCGGGCUAGCUUGGAACGGAUGGUAGUUGACUUUGUUCGCGAUCGACCGGAUUCUAGUAAGGGUAACGUUGCUGAUGAUACCGCCGCUAUUAUAAGUGCAGUUAAAGAAGGCGAUGUUACUCCUGUCUUGAAGGCAUACGAACGUGAUCUACGAUCACCAUUUGUGGGAACAGUUCGAGGCGAUCUGAUUCGCGCUCUGCUUAUCCAGAUCCAGAAAACGAAGGUGGACGUGGAGGUUGCAAUGAGUGGAAUCGAUGCUCUGUUGAAGAGCCAGGAACUUGUUUUUGGAUUUAUUGGUCUCACGCCCGGAAUCUUGGUUUCAUAUACCUCUCUACAGUGGUUUGCAGGACUCUUCAGUAACCGCCGAGGUCUACGACAAGGCAAGAAACGAUUUGAGUUUAAGCGCAGACUGCGACAUGUGACACGAAUCCUAACAUCAGCGUCUCUGUCCUCCAAUGGGGUGAUUUCCUACAAGGACUCAGGCCGCUUGAUAUGCGAAGCCGAGGCUCUACUCCAGCAAGCCAAAACUGUUUUGGGAGGUCUACAGUACCGAGAGUUCCGGGAGGAUAUCGGAGAUCUCUUGGACAUUCAGGGAGGAGUCACCAAGCAGCUUCGCGUGGUCGAGAGGAUUCGCUGGACAUAUUUCCAAUGA
Molecule: messenger RNA, 1905 nt
Organism: Penicillium angulare
Lineage: Eukaryota; Fungi; Ascomycota; Eurotiomycetes; Eurotiales; Aspergillaceae
Product: NCA2 family protein
Exons: 4
Coding region: 1-1905 (634 amino acids)
Cellular component (GO): mitochondrial outer membrane
Source: RefSeq, a predicted model, not a curated record